AUGCUCAUCACAGAGACACACAGGGAUGUCCCGACCCAGGCGGGCGGUGACAUGCGGGUCUUCCUCUUCCACCCGACUAUUGCAAACUACCCAAAGGCAAAGUUCCCCGGCGUUGUUGUGUUUUCUGAAAUCUACCAGGUGACGGGCCCCGUAGCUCGGUUCGCACGCCAGAUUGCAUCCCAAGGCUACAUUGUCGCCGCCCCAUCCUCGUACCACGAGUUCACUGGCCCAGAGGCUCUAGCCUACGACGGCCCGGGCACCGACGCCGGAAACGAGUGGAAAAUCACCAAGAAACUCGAGGCGUACGACGAAGACGCCAAACUCUCCGUCGACAUCCUCCUCGAUCUCCCAACGUGCAAUGGCCGGAUCGGCGCCACGGGCAUGUGUCUCGGCGGGCACCUCGCAUACCGCUGCGCUCUCGACCCGCGCGUCGCGUCCGCAAUCUGCUACUUCGCGACCGACGUGCACAGCGGCACGCUCGGCGCCGGGAAGAGCGACGACUCGCUGCAGCGCGCGCGCGACAUCCAAGGCGAGCUGGUCCUGAUCUUCGGGAAAAUGGACAACCACGUCCCCGCCGCGGGGCGCGAUCUGAUCCGCAAGACGCUGCACGAGGCCGGGGUGACGUUUAGCUUCUACGAGCCCGCGUGGGCACAACAUGCCUUUAUCCGCGACGAACUCAGCAAAGGCCGAUACGACGCCGCGCUCUCCGGCAUCUGCUUCGAGAUGCUGAAGGAGCUGUUCAGCCGCACGCUGCGCGCUGACCUCGGCCCGCGGACUGGCGGAGACGUCGAGAUCGAGGACGUUUGCUAG
Molecule: messenger RNA, 810 nt
Organism: Ascochyta rabiei
Lineage: Eukaryota; Fungi; Ascomycota; Dothideomycetes; Pleosporales; Didymellaceae
Product: Carboxymethylenebutenolidase
Exons: 5
Coding region: 1-810 (269 amino acids)
Molecular function (GO): hydrolase activity
Source: RefSeq, a predicted model, not a curated record